UGGCCUGGCUCAUUAUUUCUUUCUUUUCCACUUCCGCUGUGUGGCACGUUGCACGGGUGACUAGAAGCCGGCCUAAAGAACAGACUCAAAAUGGGUUUUGGAGAUUUAAAAUCGCAAGCUGGGCUUCAAGCAUUGAACGACUUUUUAGCGGAUCGUAGUUACAUUGAAGGGUAUGUACCAUCACAGGCAGAUAUUGUUGUGUAUGGAGCUGUUGGGAAAGCUCCUGCAGCAAACCUUGCCCAUGCUCUGAGAUGGUAUAACCAAAUAACAUCUUACCAAAGUACAAAAGACAGUUUGCCAGGAGUUAAGAAACCUGUUGAUUCCUAUGGACCUGCCGGCAAAGCCCCAGCUGCUGCUGCCCCAGCUGAUGAUGAUGAUGACGAUGACGACGAUUGUGAUCUUUUUGGUUCUGAUGAUGAAGACACAAAAGUUUUGAAGGCCAAGCGUGUCGAAGAGUACGCUGCCAGAAAAGCAAAAAAACCUGUUUUGAUUGCCAAGAGUAAUAUCAUUUUGGAUGUGAAACCUUGGGAAGACACCACUGACAUGGCUGAAAUUGAGAAAAACGUAAGGAGUGUUGCAGCUGAUGGCCUUCUUUGGGGAGCCUCAAAAUUGGUGCCUGUGGGCUAUGGUAUCAGGAAACUCCAAAUCUCCUGUGUUGUUGAAGAUGACAAGAUCAGCACAGACUUUUUGGAGGAAGAAAUUACCGCUUUUGAGGAUCUUGUCCAGUCUGUUGAUAUCGUCGCAUUUAACAAAGUUUAAAAAGUUAAUAAAUGGAUUGAAAAUGCUCUUUCAUUUUCCCUAAAAUU
Molecule: messenger RNA, 806 nt
Organism: Aplysia californica (California sea hare)
Lineage: Eukaryota; Metazoa; Mollusca; Gastropoda; Aplysiida; Aplysiidae
Product: elongation factor 1-beta
Biological process (GO): translational elongation
Cellular component (GO): cytosol; eukaryotic translation elongation factor 1 complex
Molecular function (GO): guanyl-nucleotide exchange factor activity; translation elongation factor activity
Source: RefSeq, a predicted model, not a curated record